AUGGAAGUUGUACUGGGUCUUGGCGACCAAGGCCGGGCUGUCGGAGCGGAGGGGGCAGCCUCCGUCGCCUCGCAAGGGGGGCGGCGAAGGUCCCCCCAUCGACGCACGGGGACACGACCAUUCGGAGGAACAGGCGGCGAUAGCGCCAUAAUAAUGCAAGAGCUGCGCCACCGAGUCCAGAACCUGGAGCGGCAGCUUGCCGACAGGGAGCGGGACGGACGUUCUACCGAUCCGAGCUAUACCCCGUCUCCCGGAAGCGAGGAGGAAGACUCUUACCGAAGCCGCCCGCGGACGGAGGCAGAGAGUUCGCGGGAGGAGUCACCCAUAAUGAGGAGACGAAAUGACACGAUCAUCUACUCCCGAGGCAGACCGACCCAUCGAGCGACAAGAGGUCGCGAAGACGGAAGAACACGACAACCUGUGAUAAUGGGCGCCACCCCGUUCCACCGAUCUAUCCUCGAGGUCCGGCUGCCGAAACACUUCGACAAGCCAACGGACAUGAGGUACGACGGAACUCAAGACCCUCUAGAACACCUGACGGCCUUCGAGGCCAGGAUGAAUCUAGAGGGAGUAGGCGACGAAGUGAGAUGCCGUGCCUUCCCGGUGACCUUAGCAGGACCAGCGAUCAAAUGGUUUAACGGCCUCCCUCAAGGUUCUAUCUACAAUUUCUCAGACAUCAGCCGCGCAUUCCUGGCUCAAUUCACAACGCGAAUAGCAAAGGCCAAGCAUCCUAUCAACCUUCUCGGGGUAACCCAAAGACAGGGAGAGCCGACCAAGAGGUACUUAGAUCGGUUCAACGACGAAUGCUUGGAAAUCGACGGCUUAACCGAUUCGGUGGCCAGUCUCUGCCUAACGAACGGCCUCCUUAACGAGAACUUCCGAAAGCACCUUACAACGAAACCGGUUUGGACGAUGCAUGAAAUCCAAACGGUGGCCAAAGAAUACAUAAACGAUGAAGAAGUCAGCCGAGUCGUGGCUGCCAAUAAGCGGCAGUCCGGUUACGGCCAGGCUCUCUACCAACAAAUUGCGGAGAAAGGAAUUCUCCCGAAGCCCCGACCACUCAAGGACCGCACAGGCGGAAACAAGAACCUUUAUUGUGAUUACCAUAAGGGAUAUGGCCACCAAACGCAGGACUGUUUCGACUUGAAGGAUGCAUUAGAGCAAGCGAUAAGGGAAGGAAAGCUGGCAGCGUUCUCCCAUCUCAUCAGGGAGCCGAGAAGGCGUUAUCGCGACCAGGACGAGGAAGGCAAGACACGCCCGGUCAAGCGGCGACAAGAGCCUGAAGACAGAGACCACGGCCUCACGGUGAUAAACGUGGUAACGGCAAAGAACACUGCACCAAAAUCCCGGUCGGCACACAAGAAAGACGCCAAGGUUCUGGCGAUCUCAUCUUCACCAGUGCAGAGUACCAAAAAACCCCCGUCCAUUUCUUUCGGCCCAGAAGAUCAAUGGUUCAGCGACGCCCCGGAAAACCCUCCCAUGGUCAUCACGGCCAGAGUGGGAACCGGCCUCGUCAAACGGAUCCUUGUCGACACUGGGGCCGACUCAAACAUCAUGUUCCGAAACGUGUUCGACGCACUGGGGCUGAAGGAUGCCGACCUGACGACCCACCAGCACGGGGUUAUCGGGUUAGGCGACCACUUCAUCAAACCAGACGGAGUCAUUUCCCUACCGAUCUCGGUAGGACAGAUGCAAGGCCGAAGAUCGGCGAUGGCCGAAUUCGUGAUCCUCCGAGACUCCACAGCCUACAAUAUCAUCUUGGGAAGGAAGACAAUCAAUGAUUUUGAGGCCAUAAUCAACACCAAGCUACUAGUUAUGAAGUUCGUCACCGAUGAUGGAUCCAUAGGGACCAUAAGAGGAGACCUCGAGACGGCGGUCGCCUGCGACAACGCCAGCCUUUCCCUCAGAAAGAAGUCCAAGGAAGCAUCCGGCGUAUUCCUAGCCGACCUCGAUGCCAGAGUAGAGGACAACCCGAGGCCGGAACCAGAAGGGGACCUGGAGAAAUUUAGCAUCGGUGACGAAGGGGAAAGAUUCACAUUCGUUAACAAGAACCUCCCGCAUGAGUUGAAGGAGCCUUUGAUUGAAAUGAUAAGGGCCAACAAGGACCUGUUCGCAUGGACGCCAGCCGACAUGCCGGGCAUUGAUCCACAAAUCAUUACACACCACCUAGCCGUCAAGCCGGAAGCACGCCCAGUGGCUCAACGAAGGAGAAAGAUAUCGGCGAAAAGAGCAGAGGAGGUAGCCAAGCAAACGGCCGGCCUCCUAGAAGCAGGCUUCAUACGAGAAGUGGACUACUCGACGUGGCUCUCAAACGUGAUGCACUCGUCGACGCCGCGGCGGGGUACCGGUAUCUGA
Arachis stenosperma is the source of this 2355-nucleotide messenger RNA. RefSeq lists its product as uncharacterized. Bases 1 to 2355 code for a protein of 784 amino acids. The transcript has 3 exons. The record is from RefSeq and is a predicted model, not a curated record. Lineage: Eukaryota; Viridiplantae; Streptophyta; Magnoliopsida; Fabales; Fabaceae. Gene Ontology annotation, molecular function: aspartic-type endopeptidase activity. Gene Ontology annotation, biological process: proteolysis.